GCCGGGCUGCGGAGCGCUGCCCGUGCCGCUCCCUCGCCGGGCGGGCGCGGGGCCGCCCUUGACCGCGGGCAGGGAGAGCCGGGAGCAGCGCCCCGUCCUCGGGGCCCCGAGUGUCUGUCAGCGAGCUGCUCUUCGCCGGGUAGAAUUUUAUGAACAGAACCUUAUUUCCUGACUGGCUUCCAGAGGAUUCGUUCAUGCCUUAUUUUUUCUUAGGGCUAUCACUGGAUAUUGUUUUUCCCAAGAUUCAGAUGACUAGCUGGGCAAAAGACCUUGAGCAAAAUUCUGUACUGUGUGUGCCAGAUUUGUUGAGGAAUUGAUUUACUCACUGUAAGCAAAAUAGCUGCUCUUGGUUGAAGCACUGAAGUCUUAAGCUGUUUUUCCCACUGCAGGUGUGUGGAACAGCAUAUUUCUUGGUAUGUUUCUUCUCCAGCUAUUCCUCCAAGCUCUUCCUAUGCUAUCCAUUGAUGCCUUCCUAGCCUAAAUCACCUGCUAGAAUCUCUAAACAUGUGACUUAUGUGCCAUUUUAAUAUUAAUCUUCAUGUGAAUCCUACAUCUUUCUGUGUGUUUUUGUUUUUUUGUUGGGUUAUAAAUUGGCUAUUGUCAGAUCUGGCUCUUUGAGUAGAACUUGGGCUUUUCAUUUACACGCUGAAUAAUUCUUCCAUCUUUUUCUGGUUUACAGUCCUUACAUAAGGAAGAGGUGAAUGUGAAACCCUUAAAUUACUUAAUUGAAAUAGUUGUCUAUGAAAGAAGCUGCUUCAAAAAGCAGUUGUGAAAGCAUUCAAAUGGGUGGAUCUUGAAAGAUUUGGUGUUGCAUUCUCUGGUUAACAUGGUGUUUAUUUGAAGCACCGAUUUUUAACUCUCUUUUUUAAGAGAAGAGAGAAAAUACUCAAAACCACCAGGGGAUUUAUUAAAGUUGGCAUACUUUGAUUAAUGCAAUAAAAUUUAGUGUUUAAAAAUAAUCACAAAAGAGUGCAUUUGUGAAUAAAGCCACAUCUUAUCUGGAAUUAACCUUGAAAUCUGACAAACAGCCUUUCUUACCUAAGAAUACCCAAACCUACAUGGGUUGUGCUUUUACUGCUCUGCUUAAGGAAUGUCUAAUGGUGAUAAAAGCAGAUUUAGGGCUGUCCAGAGCACUUAGUUCCUGCUAAAGAUGGUAGAGAAUAACAUAAUGGUCUUAGCUGCCAAUUAAGAACACUUCUUUCCUCUGGUGUAAAAGUUGCCAGGGAUGUCGUUGAGAAUAAAACUUUGCUUUAAUGAACUUAGGAGUGUAAAACUUGAGGUUUGGUUUGCUCAGAACCUCAUUCUGUCCAUUCAGUUCCCUCUGUUGAAGUGAAUUCCCUUUCCCAAGUAGGUCACUUUGUUUAAAAGUUUAAGCCUCAGAUUUUGUUCUGGAAUAGUUUGUAAAUGUAUUGGUGUCUUAUCUAUCCAUAGAUGUUGUACGUGUUGGGCUUCAGUCUCACAUGUUAGGGAAUGCAGGAUUACAGUGGACCUGAAAUGGCUGAAGCCAUGGGUUUGGCCAUAAGGAAUGCCUCUUACUGCUGUAUUCUUUUAAUACAGCAACAAAUAAUUGCAAAAACUGAAAAUAAAAACUUAGUAAACUCAGAUGUUUUGUAAUUGUUGCCUUGAAUCUUUAGGCAGAUUGGGAAUGGAUGGCAUGGAGUGUCAACAUGUUACCAGUGGCUUGAAGGAAAUUUUGUCAGUAUUACGGCACUACCCAAGUGUCUGAUUUAUGUGACCAAAAUACAGUGCUUGGAAACGAAACCAAGAACUAGUAAAUAACAAAAGCUUGAAUAAUGGGUGGAUGCCUAAUUCAUUUUACAGAAGGAAUGGUAGACUCAUGUCAUCUAGAAAAAAAAAUGGGAUUUUCAGUAUCUACCUCAAGUGCAGGAACACUGCAUAUUUCUUCAUGGAGGAGUGUAUUUUUGUAACAUUAUUCAAAUGUAUUAGUAAAAUGUGCCUUAAUUCAUAAGUAAACAAAUACUGUGAAAUCUUUUAAACCAAAUGUAAAUUUCACAAGUGUAGAGGCUGCUAUUAAUAUUUUGGCUAUUCCUGUGGCAUCUUUUUGAUGUAUAAUAACUUGGAGAACAAGAAUGUGUUCUUAAUUAUAAUACCUCAUCAGUUCUGUUUACUGCUAAUUAUUUUACCAGAUUUAGAGAAGAGGGUAAGAUGAACGUCAUGAGGUUACUUGCAAAGUUCUUGGUCCAACCCAACGUAGGUGAACCUAGCAGGGAAAUAGCCCUGAAAUUGCUUUUGGCAGGUCCUGUGAGUGUCUGAGGCAGAGGGCUGACCCAAGUGGAAAGAGCGUUUGAAGGGUGACUCAUAUAUGUAACUAAAUUACCUUUUUUAGAGGUGGGGAAAGUUGAUGUCAGUAAUUGGAUUUCUAUAUGUUAAGCUUAUUAAAAAUAACUAAAAAUUAUUUUGAUGGUCUUAUUUAUGGGGUUUCCACUUUAUGCAUAUUAGUACUUCUGAGUGUUUGAUUGUGACAAUAAUGGACAACUUUGUGGUGGUUCUUUUCAUGUUUUGAUACUUCAGUCCAGGCAUUACCAUGAAAAAAUACUCAAAAUUUUAAUUUAUCUUCAAAUGCCUAAAUAGAUUUGAAAUGAGUUUAGUGGGAGCUGGGGAAAAAAAACCCCAAACCUAAAGCAGCCUCAAAACAGCUUAGUGUGAGGGAAAAACACCUUUGGAGAUAUUUAAUACAUUGUCUUAACUGAAGAUGAGUUGACUGUUUGAAAUUGAGCAUUUCUUUAAACUUGAAAGUUGUCUUUCUGAAAACGUGGAUGUCCUGGGGUUGAAUACUCGUGCAGCUAUGCACGUUUCACAGUGCAAAGUGAAAUUACCAGAUCCCAUAUUCCACUUCUAUGUGCAGUACUUACACAUUGUAUUUUAAACAAGGAAUUCUAUAGAACAGCAUAAAACAGGACACACGCGUACUUGAGAAAGUCAGACUGGGGCUUGUUGCACUGCUUCCAGUGCUCUUUGCUUUGCUGUAACUGAUUAUUUUGAGAUGAGACUGGGGAAGCUGGGAUGCUGAAGCAGAGACCACUAGAUGGCCCCACUGGUUUUUGUGGGUAAUUUUGGCAUCCCUUGUCAGAAUCUGCCCAGGGUUAUCAGGGGAGCAGAGUGGUGGUGAAGUUGGCUUUCAGACUAAAAUGAGAUUAAACCUAUACAUAUUCAGAAAUAAUAAAUUGAUGUUGGGGUGCAGAUACUCAAAAUCAUGAAGACCUUUUAAAACCCUUUUUGCAUGUCAGCCCUAUGGUCAGCAUUGGUUUCAAAAUGAUGUUCUUAACACUUAGUAACUUCCUGUACCUAAGUUUUGCAUGUGAGGAGGAGCAAAGUUUUACUUGAAGUAAAUUGAGCUUAUAUUUCUUGGAAGAAGAUAGGAAGAUGGGAACAUUGGGUUUGUAUUUAUCCAUGUGGAAUAUUGUUUGCUCUGUUUGGUUUGUCACUCACCUGUGGGCAUGAUUGCUGUUCCAUGAUGAGUACAGUUGGAAUAUGGCUCAGGAGCCUUGCUGAAGGCAGCUAGUGUGACUUGUGACCAUUUUCAUCUCAUUUCUGAUGUGUCCUUCCCCACCAGUAACUAAACCAGUCAUGCCAUUUGCUUGUGUGUUUGCUGUUGCACUGUACAUCUUUCAUGAGCUGGAAAACUGGGUUAAGAUGGUGGAAUGUCUUGUAUCCAGUCACCAUCUGUCUAUAAGAAACCAGUUAUCAUUGGUUUUGAUGCACCUGUGUCUUUGAAGAAAGGAGCUUGAGCAGCACUUAAAAAUUUUGGCUUGUUACAAGAACCUUGGUGUUCUACUAAGCAGUGGCAGCUUCAGGGGAUGGGCCAAUGAAAAUGGUUGCAAGAGCAAAUUUCUUAGAUUUCCCACCACAGAUUUUUCUAGUGGUUUAACACUGUGAAGAAAUUUCAGAUGGAAUUCAGGGAUCCUGAAAGGAUUCUUGGACUUCUAAUAAUUUCUCCCAUUUUUUAAUAUUUUGAUUAAACUUUCUAUUUUUGAUUCUUUACUUGAUUAUUUGACAUUAUCGCUGAUAAAAGUAGAUAUUGUGGACUGUGUAGCAUGGAAUGAAGCAUCAGUUACAUGUUUAAAUUAUCUUCAAGGUACAGUAGUUGAAUGUCUUAGUUUAAAAGCAAUGAUGUGUAUUCCAACAGCAUUUUUCUUCUAAUUUUUCAUAAAGAAUCCAUUCAGAUGAAGAGUGUCAAAAGGAGUCUACGAGUGAGACACCAGGAUGGCAGUUCCACUGGGGAUUGAGAGGUUGAGGAGUGGACUAAGGCAUGAGUGCUGGGAUGUCUGUCCAAGGAAAGGAUGUUAAAACGUGGACUCUCAUGUUAUUGAACCAGAGAAGAUCUGGGUUGUGAUCAUCCCAUCAAAAUGGACUUUGCAUUUGAAUUAAUCAGUGACUGUCCAAUGAUGGUCUGUCUGAGGACUGGGUGGCUAAAUUUUUUUUGGGUUGUGUUUGCAUGACAAAUUAAUUUGGUAAAAGAUCUGUUGCUACCCCUUUAGAGAAAAUGUAAUUUAUAAAGUGACUUAAAAUAAAAGGUUUUGAUUUAUUUCACACUUUGUGUUUGUCCUUUCUGGUUGAAUAUCUUUUAUUGUGUUGAUAUUGAAGUGGGUUACAUUUUUGGUUGUUAUUAAACUGAGAAAUACUUCAGCUAAGUACUGACGGCAAGGUAAAAUUUGUGCUAUACUUGAUAUUAAAUGUGGUUUUCAUUUGCAAAUUAUGUUCACUUUGCCAUGACUUCCAAUGAUUUUUUAUUCACUGGCUUGUUCAUUCAGGUGCUUAAUAGGGGUUUUCAGUACUUGGCCUAUUGUCAGGGCACUGCUGCUGAACUUUGAAGUUUUUUUAAGAUGGAAUUGAUACCAAUUGAAGGCUGAGAAAAUAAGACAAUAAAGGAGUACUUGAAUGUUUUGUGUAAGUUUUUUAGGUAUGUUCUUGGGUUGUGUGUGGGUACAGAAACUUUUCAACAGAUUUCCUGGACUACAGACUUCCUGAACAGUCUCUUUGGUCUUAAAAUUGUUCCGUGCAAGUGUCCAGUCUGCUUCACUGCUCUUGCAUGUAGCCUUAGUGUCACGAUACUGUGCCAUGUGUUUAGUGAGAAAAAAACUGAGUUAUUUUUGAUAUUGCUAUAGAUGACAUAUUAACCUUUGCAAAUGAAUUUUAAAAUGGUUCUAACAUUCGAAGUCAUGAUUUCCUUACAAGUUUCUAGUGGGUCUAAUAAUUUAACUGUAGGCAUUUCUUUUCUGUGUUUCACCUGAAACUCAAAGUUGUCUUUGUUUGAUGUUGGUGGGCUAUGAUGAUAAAUCUGGUGCUGAGAUAAUAUUGAAAUUAUCUUUGAAAACCCAAACAAAAUCCUGUUCAUUGUGUGUGUUGAACCAUUUGCCUUGCUCAGACCUAUUUGGAAAUACCCAUUUUUGCCAUGAUGAGCUGCUCAUACCUGUUCCAUCCAGCCAUUUUGGUGGUAAAUGCUUGCCCUAGUUUGGUUUUGCCGUGUGUUUUUUUUAUGGUGGAAUUGAAUACUGGGACCAACCUGAAGGAUUUCUCAUUCAAAUGAGUGGAUUUCCUUAGUGUUUCAAAAAAAAUGCUUGGAAUGGUCUUGCAUUGUGGUUUAGCUCUUGCAGUCGAGGUGCAAGGAGUCUUCUGUGGAUAACUGGUGAAGUGGAACUCUUUUAAAUGGCUUGUGGCAUUGGAGAGUUCCUGAUGAAAACCCCUUUGGAAAGAGGAUAGAUGGUUGUAGGAGAUAAUGGCAGGUGUGUGGAGAAGUUUAAGGGGAUGGUGUUGGUUCUACUGGUUGAAGCCAAUGGUUUUGGGCUGUUGGGAUGCUGUGCCAUGGAUGUUCCCAUAGAACCCCAAACUAGCCCAUUGCCCCUUUGUCCUCCAGUGGUCCCCCAGUGGCUGAUGGCUCUGUCUUGCGGUGCUUAUGAAUAUGCAGGAUGUCCUUGUGCUUUAAGGGGUUGAUUUUGGUCGUGAAAGACAACUGGUAGUCAGAAUCAAGCGGUCAGGGGAUCACCUGGAUCACCUCCAUUCCCUUGGUGAUAAAUCCUCUCAGUUCCAGGAUGUUGUGUUGAAGGUGUCCAGUGAUUGAUUUGCAGUUCUGCAGCUUGGCUAUUGUGCAGCUUUAAAAUUAAUUUGUUGUGUUAAAAUCUGUUAAUGACCAUGAAUGGGUUAAGAAAGUGCAUUAGAAAUAAGCAAUUUGAUGGUGUUGGAGUGACUUGACCGUAGUGCCUUGGUGUGUAGCUGAUGGAAAUGGUUUGGCUGUUGGAUUGGAGUUGUUGGGGAAACCACUAGGGAGGCGCUGUGGAGCUGCAGGGCAAUCUCAGCCCUCUGGGGUUGGCUUGGGAGCGGGUGAUGCUCCUGUCCCCCCCUGCCAGUGCCAGCACUGGGGGGCAAAGGGGAGAGCUGUUGUCUGGGAAUUCUGCCACCGAACUGGGGGGAAGCUGCCCCUUGGGUGGGGUGAGCCCCAGGGUGGGCUAUUGCUGCCUGCAUGGCUGUGAGCUCCACUGCCAUGCCUUCAAAAUGGCUUGUAACAGCACCACUUCCUGUCCAGGGAGGAAGUAAUUUUAGCCCAGGCACUGAAAUAUUUAGCAAAUCUUUAAAACAAAAGGCACAAAUUCCAUUUCUUUCUGGCUUCCAAAGGGUGCCUGAGCCACAUGGGGUUAAGGUGCCCCUUGAGCUGGGGUAGUUGGAAGGAGCCAGGGCUGUGGGGUAGCAGGCACCCUUUAGGUGGAGGCUCUCUCUUUUUUUGGUAGAAAUGAAGGGGUGGGUCUAUGGUACAUCACCUGAGUUGUGGGGUAAAUGUAGAGAGUGUCAAUCAAAGGCAGAGCUCAGAGCUGGGAAGGAGCUCUAGAUGGCGGCUGUGCCUUAGAGAGAGCGCGCUCAGCUCCGUGCCUUCCCCAACACUUUACGCAACUUUCCCUAACUUUCAGGCAGCCUCAGGGGGCCCCCACAGCCCCUUGCCUCUCCUAGGCACUAAUCGGGGGCCGAGCGGACCUUUUUCGGGCAGAAAAGCAGCUUUUGAGGGCUCCCUUUUCGUGCCUUGCUGGAAAGAAGAAGCCGUGGAGAGAGCCCAGGUCGUUGUUUUUCCAGCUUAGAAGCCAUGGCGUACCUCCAUUUUUGUGCGCUCUCCUAAUGAGCUUUUUCCCCCGGACAUUUUUGUACUAAUUACCGCUUCUUUUGCUUUAUCGGCAGCAUAUUUUUGGGAUUAGAAUAUAUAUUUUUCUUUCAUUUUCUGAAAUUUGUAUUUUAUCGGUAUAAUUCUAAAUAUUUUGGAUCUAAUGUUUUUCCACUACCCGAAACUAAUAUCGACUUGGUCCUGGCGGCAGUGCAUGGAUCAGGUAGGUGAGCAAUUAAUAAUAAUAAUUUUUAGAUUUCUGCCGUUUUGACUACUUUGAUUUUCGACCGAUUUGUGCUGUAUUGGGAUGACGCAAUAAGAUACAGAGAUUAUUUGCAUCCAGUGUUACUUUAGGAAAGUUUGCAGGAUGCUCCUCUCCUGUGUUUAUUCUCGGAUUUUUCUUGUAAAAAUGAUUAUUUGUUUUAAAUCUCCGGUUUGCCGUGUUGAUCAGUGCUGUGUAUUGUUAUAACAAUAUCAUUGCAGCGUCAGGACUUUGUUCCUGAUAAUGAAAGCCAGUGAAACGAACUGGGACCUUACCUUUCUUUCAACUUUUGACAGUAAAUACCUGGGCACAGGACUUCAAAGCAAACAGACACCCCUGACCCCCUUUUAAUAUUUAAGAAUAAAAAGAUGAUGAGAAAUAAGGACAAAAGCCAAGGAGAGGAGGGUUCAGUCCACAGCAAUGCAUCGAGUCACUCGGCAUCCGAAGAAGCCUCUGGCUCUGACUCUGCAAGCCAGUCUGAAAGUGAGCAGGGCAGCGAGUCAAACAGCAGCUCCGAGUCCUCUGAGAGUCAGUCUGAAUCUGAAAGUGAAUCAACGGGUUCCAAAUCCCAGCAGACCCCUCCUGAAACCAAAGAAAAACCAGCCUCUAAGAAGGAAAGGAUAGCAGAUGUUAAAAAGAUGUGGGAAGAAUAUCCUGAUGUUUAUGGGGUUAGGAGGUCAAACCGAAGCAGACAAGAACCGUCACGAUUUAAUAUAAAAGAUGAGGCAAGUAGCGAAUCUGAAAACGAGAGCCCAAAAAGAAGACGCCAGAAGCAGUUGAAAAGAAAAAUUAAAUGGAAAAGAGAGGUCUCUGCUGGAGAAGAAGAUGAAGAUGGAGGGGAGCAAGGCACCAGUGGAGAGAGUGAGCCUGAACCCAAGAAAGUUAAAGCAAGAAGACCUGUCCAAAGGAGAACAGUGGCCAAAACUGGUGUUAAAAAGCCCCACAAAAUCCAGCGUGGGAAGAGGAAGAAACCAGACUCAUCUGAAGAUGACGAUGACGAUGAAGACGAUGAGACCCCUAAGAGACAAACUCGGCGAAGAGCAGCCAAAAAUGUCAGCUACAAAGAGGAUGAUGAUUUUGAGACGGAUUCUGAUGACCUGAUAGAGAUGACUGGGGAAGGAGCUGAUGAACAACAAGACAACAGUGAAACUAUUGAGAAAGUCUUGGACAUCAGGCUUGGAAAAAAGGGAGCCAUUGGAGCUUCCACCACGGUGUAUGUGACCGAGGCCAACGGCAACCCCAGCGCCGACUUCGACCCCGAGAAGGAUGAGGGGGAAGUUCAGUACCUGAUCAAAUGGAAAGGCUGGUCAUACAUCCACAGCACGUGGGAGAGCGAGGAGUCCUUGCAGCAGCAGAAAGUGAAGGGCCUGAAAAAGCUAGAAAACUUCAAGAAAAAAGAGGAGGAGAUCAAGCAAUGGCUGGGCAAGGUAUCACCUGAAGAUGUAGAAUAUUUCAACUGCCAACAAGAACUGGCUUCAGAGCUGAACAAACAGUAUCAAAUAGUGGAGAGGGUAAUUGCUGUGAAGACCAGCAAGUCUGCCACAGGACAUUCAGAUUUCCCAGCAAACAGUCGCAAAACAUCCUCGAAUGACCCCGAAUACCUGUGUAAGUGGAUGGGGCUGCCCUAUGCCGAGUGCAGCUGGGAAGAUGAGGCUCUGAUCAGCAAGAAAUUUCAGCACUGCAUUGACAGCUUCAACAGCCGUAACAACUCCAAGACCAUUCCCACCCGGGACUGCAAGGUGUUGAAGCAGAGGCCGAGGUUUGUUGCCUUGAAGAAGCAGCCCUCGUACAUUGGUGGGGAGAACCUGGAGCUGCGGGAUUACCAGCUGGAGGGCCUCAACUGGCUGGCUCACUCCUGGUGCAAGAACAACAGCGUGAUCCUGGCUGAUGAAAUGGGACUGGGCAAGACAAUUCAGACAAUAUCAUUCCUGUCAUACCUGUUCCACCAGCACCAGCUGUACGGCCCUUUCCUGGUGGUGGUGCCCCUGUCCACCCUCACCUCCUGGCAGAGGGAGUUUGAAGUGUGGGCGCCCGAGAUAAACGUGGUGGUUUACAUUGGAGACCUCAUGAGCAGGAACAUGAUCCGUGAGUAUGAGUGGAUCCAUUCUCAGUCCAAAAGAUUGAAAUUCAAUGCACUUAUCACAACGUAUGAGAUCCUCCUGAAGGAUAAGACUGUUUUGGGAAGCAUUAACUGGGCCUUUCUAGGCGUGGAUGAAGCCCAUCGGUUGAAAAAUGAUGACUCCUUGCUGUACAAAACAUUGAUUGAUUUCAAGUCCAACCACAGGCUGCUGAUCACUGGCACCCCGCUCCAAAACUCACUCAAGGAGCUCUGGUCCCUGCUGCACUUCAUCAUGCCAGAGAAGUUUGAGUUCUGGGAGGAUUUUGAGGAGGAUCACGGGAAAGGUAGAGAGAAUGGCUACCAGAGCCUUCAUAAAGUCCUGGAGCCGUUUCUCCUGCGCAGAGUAAAGAAGGAUGUGGAGAAAUCUUUGCCAGCCAAAGUGGAGCAGAUCCUCCGGGUGGAGAUGUCUGCUCUGCAGAAGCAGUAUUACAAGUGGAUUUUGACAAGAAACUACAAAGCUCUUUCAAAGGGAACAAGGGGAAGCACAUCUGGUUUUCUGAAUAUUGUGAUGGAAUUGAAAAAGUGCUGCAACCAUUGCUACCUUAUCAAGCCUCCCGAGGAAAAUGAGAGAGAGAAUGGCCUUGAGACCCUGCAGUCUUUGAUCAGGAGCAGUGGAAAGCUGAUUCUCCUGGACAAGCUGCUGACCAGGCUGCGGGAGAGAGGCAACAGAGUGCUGAUCUUCUCCCAGAUGGUGAGGAUGCUGGACAUCUUGGCAGAGUACCUGACUAUCAAACACUACCCUUUUCAGCGCUUGGACGGCUCGAUCAAGGGGGAGAUCCGAAAGCAGGCGCUGGAUCACUUCAACGCCGACGGCUCCGAGGACUUCUGUUUCUUGUUGUCAACACGAGCUGGAGGGCUGGGAAUUAAUUUGGCCUCUGCUGACACUGUUGUUAUCUUUGACUCGGACUGGAACCCCCAAAAUGAUCUUCAGGCUCAGGCCCGAGCUCAUCGGAUUGGACAAAAGAAGCAGGUGAAUAUUUACCGCCUGGUCACAAAGGGGACAGUGGAGGAGGAGAUCAUUGAGAGAGCCAAGAAGAAAAUGGUGCUGGAUCAUUUGGUUAUCCAGCGUAUGGACACCACUGGCCGGACUGUUCUGGACAACAACUCUGGGAGAUCCAACUCAAAUCCCUUCAACAAAGAGGAGCUGACAGCUAUUUUGAAGUUUGGAGCUGAAGAUCUUUUCAAGGAGCUUGAAGGGGAAGAGUCAGAGCCUCAGGAGAUGGACAUCGAUGAGAUCCUGCGCCUGGCCGAAACACGGGAGAAUGAGGUGUCCACCAGUGCCACCGACGAGCUGCUCUCCCAGUUCAAGGUUGCCAACUUUGCAACCAUGGAGGAGGAAGAGACAGAGCUGGAUGAGCGGUCCCAGAAGGACUGGGAUGAUAUCAUUCCAGAAGAGCAGAGGAAAAAGGUGGAGGAGGAAGAAAGGCAGAAAGAACUGGAGGAAAUCUACAUGCUGCCUCGAAUCCGGAGCUCAACUAAAAAGGCUCAGACAAAUGACAGUGAAUCUGAUGCAGAGACCAAGAGAAGGCUUCAGAGAUCGUCUGGAUCAGAGAGCGAGACUGACGACACCGACGACGAGAAGAGACCGAAGCGCAGGGGACGCCCUCGGAGUGUUAGAAAAGACACUGUGGAAGGAUUUACUGAUGCUGAAAUCAGGAGGUUUAUCAAGGCUUACAAGAAGUUUGGAUUGCCUCUUGAACGGCUGGAGUGCAUUGCCAGGGAUGCUGAGCUGGUGGAUAAAUCUGUGGCCGACUUGAAGCGUUUGGGGGAGCUCAUCCACAACAGCUGUGUGUCAGCAAUGCAGGAAUAUGAGGAGCAGCUGAAGGAAAAUCCAGCAGAAGGGAAAGGACCUGGAAAGAGACGAGGUCCUACCAUCAAGAUUUCUGGUGUCCAAGUCAAUGUGAAAUCCAUCAUCCAGCAUGAAGAGGAGUUUGAAAUGCUGCACAAAUCCAUUCCCUCGGACCCAGAGGAAAGGAAGAAGUACCGCCUGACGUGCCGUGUCAAAGCUGCUCAUUUUGAUGUAGACUGGGGAGUGGAGGAGGAUUCUCGCUUGUUAGUGGGAAUUUACGAGCAUGGUUAUGGAAACUGGGAGCUAAUUAAAACAGAUCCGGAGUUGAAGUUAUCUGAUAAGAUCCUACCUGUUGAGACAGAUAAGAAACCUCAGGGAAAACAGCUCCAGACUCGAGUUGAUUAUCUACUGAAGCUGCUGAAAAAAGAUCUGGACAAGAAAGAAAACAUGAAAGAUGGGGAAGAGGGCAAGCUAAAGAAGAGGAAACCACGAGUAAAGAAAGAGAACAAGGCCCCCAAAGUCAAAGAUGAGCAUGGGAACGAACUCUCCUCUCCUCGGCACUCAGACAACCAGUCAGAAGAAGGUGAAGUCAAGGAGGAUGGCUUGGACAAGAGCCCAGUGAAAAAGAAACAGAAGAAGAAAGAGAACAAAGAGAACAAGGAAAAACAGACAUCCUCUAAGAAAGAAAAGGAAAGCGAUAAAGAGAAAAAGAAGACAAAAGACAAGAAAGAGAAGCCCAAAGGUGGCGAGGCCAAAUCUGGAAAUAAAGGGAAGAGAUCGCAAGGUCCCGUCCACAUCACUGCAGGGAGCGAGCCCAUCCCCAUUGGAGAAGAUGAGGAUGAUGAUCUGGACCAAGAAACGUUCAGCAUAUGCAAGGAAAGGAUGAGACCAGUCAAAAAAGCACUGAAGCAACUUGAUAAGCCUGAUAAGGGACUGACAGUUCAAGAGCAGCUGGAGCACACACGCAACUGCCUCCUGAAAAUCGGUGAUCGCAUCUCUGAGUGCCUUAAAGCCUACACUGACCAGGAUCACAUCAAGCUGUGGAGAAGGAACCUAUGGAUAUUUGUGUCAAAAUUCACAGAAUUUGAUGCCAGAAAACUACACAAACUCUACAAGAUGGCUCAUAAGAAAAGAUCACAGGAAGAGGAGGAGCAGAAGAAGAAGGAGGACAUGUCCAGCAUGAAGAAGCCGUUCCGCCCGGAGCCGUCGGGCUCCAGCCGCGAUUCCGUGAUGUCCCAGUCUCACGUGCCUCACAAUCCUCACUCCCAGAAGAUGCACAUGCCCCCUGCCCACACCCAGCAGCAGAUGCACGGCCACCCACGGGACAACUACGGCCACCCAAACAAGAGACAUUUCAGCAACACAGACCGAGGAGACUGGCAGAGGGAUCGGAAGUUCAACUACGGCGGCAACAGCAACCAGAUGUGGGGCGGGGAGCGGCACCACCAGUACGAGCAGCACUGGUACAAGGACCACCACUACGGGGAGCGGCGGUCGCGGGGGGACCCCCACCGCAGCUCCGGCAACUACAGACCAAACAACCUGUCCCGCAAGAGGCCCUACGAGCAGUACAACAGCGACCGGGACCACCGCGGCCACCGCGACUACUACGACAGGCACCACCACGAUUCCAAACGCCGACGGUCCGACGACUUCAGGCCUCAGAACUACCACCAGCAGGAUUUCCGGAGGAUGUCUGACCACAGGCCGCCCAUGGGAUACCAUGGCCAGGGACCUUCGGACCACUACCGGUCCUUCCACACAGACAAACUGGGAGAUUACAAACAGCCCCUCCCUCCAGCCCACCCUGCCGUGUCGGACCCUCGCUCGCCCCCCUCUCAGAAAUCUCCCCACGAUUCCAAGUCACCUCUUGAUCACAGGUCACCUCUGGAUAGGUCAUUGGAACAGAAAAACAAUCCAGAUUAUAACUGGAACAUUCGGAAAGCGUAAGGUGACUGAGAGGGGGAGGCGCACGUCUGAAAUACUGGGACUGACGCGACGGUGGCUGCUUUCUCCAAGCCAGCAACGAGAAACUCUGAACAUGCUGCUAUCAUCUGGCUGGGUCAAGGAGGAUUUUGGGGGAGUGGGUGGAGGAAGAUUUUCCCUAGUUCUUGAUUCUGGUUUAGAUUCCCAUUUCCGUUCCCCUUUUUUACCAUUGAACUGUUCUGUCACGGAACCAGCCUUGCUGCCUCAUUCUUUGUUUUGUUUUUGUUUUCCUCAGUCCAAUGGACCCAAGGGAGUUUUCCCCAGCCAGUGUUUCCUCAGAAGGAGAAGGUAGAUCGAUGCUGUUUACGAUGGUGCAGAAGGCUGUGUGCCUGCUCUGACUUGAUGUUAUGUGACAGAUGCUGCUUUGGGGUUGGGGAUAAACUGGUUGGGCUGGGAUUUGUGUGUCACCAGCAUGGGGCAGUGGGGGGAUAUAUUCAAGGAGGGACAGGAAAGUCCCUCAGCAGCCAAACUUGGUUGGAAGAGGGACUUGAUGUCCCUGCAGAAUGACUCCAAGGGAGCUGGACCCAUGCUGGUGACAAUCCGUCACUUUCCUGGCCAUGUUAUCAUUUCCAUGUCUUUAUUCAUUUCAAGAAACUGGCUCUGCUUUGAUUGCUCUUGUGUUCCCUGCAACAGAAGAGGUGAAGGGAUCUUUCUCCCUUCUCCAGAGCUGGAACUGGCAAAUCUUAACUCUGGGGGUAAGCAGGAGCUGGGUUAUGGGAAAAAGAGGCCCACAUCCUUAGCAAAGGCUUAGUUCACUUCUAGCCAGCAGGAAAGAAAUCGGGGUGAGAACAGUAUUUCCCAGUGGUCAGGGCUCAGGAAUUUGUAACAAAAGCUCUUCUCUUCCAGCAUGGGCAGCCUGGGUGGUCCAGGAAGUAACAGGUUGGUUAGGAGGUGCAAGAUCAAAAGAUGGCUCUGGGGAUCCUGGAACUCCUAAUCUUCCUGCCACGAAAGUCUCUGGUCUUUGGGCAAAUCACUUCUCUCUGUGCUUCACAAAGCAGUGAUCACAAACCUUUACUGUAACUGAAGGAUAACAGAUGGUAGAACAAAGUGAAAUAGGAAUCCAGUGGAGUGAUCACUGCUCAGGGAAUGGUCACCUUCCUGCCACCUUUCCAGCAGUCAGCAGUGACUCUGAAUUGCUAAAAGUAUCUGCACUUACAGACCUUUUGUUUGUCUAAAUUGGAAAUGAACCUGAGGAUUUAGCACCUCAGUGAGCAGGGAGAAAAUGAGGAAUUCAGGACUGAUCCAUAAAGAUCCUUGGAGCAAAUGUCUUAGAGCCCAGCAUGGCAGAGGGAAAAGAGGAAUAUGCAAACCAGCAUUUGGCCUGGACACUGGUGUGGUGAGAGGGGUUGGUUGUGCACAUACUGCUGGCCACAAGCACCUUGGGUGAUUAUUUUUUUCAGGCUGGGGUUCCCUGUAGACCACAAAGCUCUCCCAAGAGCCAGGCUGCCCUAGCAUGGUGUAUGGGGCUGUAUCACCACCCAGAGCUCAGUAUUAAAGACCAGGCUGUUCCAGGCUCCUUGGUGGGGCACAGAAGCUGGGCCUCCUGUUAAGAUGCCAGUAUUUGACCCUAAUAAGCUGUGAUGUCCCUUCCCCAAAAGACUGAGGACAGAUGGGUGUUCAGGGCUGGCUUCCUGACUCCAGCCAGUGCCUUGGAAGGCGCAUGCAAACUGACACUAAUACUCCUCCAUGCAGUGUAUCCCUGGAAAUCUGCUGCCAUCACUCCUCCUGAUCCCGCUGCUCUAACGGGACACACGGGAAGUGUUUGUACCCCUUUUGUUUUCAUGUUGCAAGAUUUCCACCAAAUUCAGGGCAGUUUUGUUUCCUUAGGGGCACUUGCUGCCCUGAUAAAGUGUUACACUUGUGUUUACCUGUGCAGGGCGAGGUGAAGGCAAGUCUUCCACAGUCCCCUUGGAGGGUGGGAGGUGUGGAGGGAGCACCUUUCCAUGGCGUUUCCCACUAAGCUGUGAUUGCAGGCUGUGGUAUUCAGCAAAGAGGUCCUUUCUUUUCAGAGGUAUUAGCUUAAAAUGUGAAAAUGGAAGCAGCCUUGGAGGGGCAAAGGGAAUUGCUCUUUUUGUCACGGUGGGAAGUUUGUGCCAUACUCAUGUAGCUAAGGCAAUACUGGCCAACCAGUGUUAGGGUUGGUGCAGGAAAACUUUGGAUCCCAGCAAGAGGCAUUUUCUGUAUGGAAAUGUGGGGGUUUCUGCUUAUCCCGGGUUGGUUGGGAUUUCCUUCUUGUGCAACAGCAAAAGCUUUACCCAUAUCCACUGGAGAGCUGUCCCCAUUGUCACUUUAGCCCGAUGUUGAAGUCACAUCACGUCCACUCAUGGUGGGUGGGUCUUUGCUGGGUUUGGCUUUAGUGAAGCUGGAGGAGAUUUGGGAGAAAGUCUUCCCUGAGUAUGCACACACAUUUAUGCAUUGAUGUCCCCUCAGCAUAGGGACCAUAACCAAACACAAUCCAAUAAACAAUAACAACCAAUCCAUAAACCAAACAUGGGGACGUGAGUGGGAUCAGAGGGGACACAUCCACAGCCAUAAACUCCCCUGUGGUGUUUGUGUCAGGAUCAGGUACAGCUCUUCCUUCUGAACCAGCUGUGGGAUUCCCUCCAGCCUCUUCACAGGCAAAAGCAGUAACUUGCUCUGGGGUUCAAUUAAAAAAAAAAAAAAAAAAGAAAAAAAGAAAAAAGAGUUUUUCAGCUUGACCUCUUUGGAAAUGGUGUAAAGUUAUGAGUUCACAUGGUGGAAAUCCUGCAGACCAAAACCUGCUGUGGGGACUGGCAAUGUGGUCCCAACCAAAACGGACACAGAACCGAGUGCUGAAGUCCUUGUGUGAAUGGUUUGUGAUCCACACAAAAAUAUUAUUCUGCUUUCACCCGUUUCCUCCCCACCUCUGCCUCCCCUCUGGGGAGAGAAGGACUCUUACUGUAAAAAGACAGACUUUUAAACCUCUUGACUAAAACAGUAAUUAAUAUUAAUUUAUAUUUGUGAAAGAAAUGCCACUGUCCUAGUGAUUUCUGAUGUAAAUAUGUUGUUUAUAUAGUAUGUAUGAAAUUUUCCUACAUUGUAAAACUGCUGUACUUUUGAUUCUUGUAUAUUAAAAAGUGUUACUGAGAUUUUCAGAA
Molecule: messenger RNA, 16380 nt
Organism: Prinia subflava (tawny-flanked prinia)
Lineage: Eukaryota; Metazoa; Chordata; Aves; Passeriformes; Cisticolidae
Gene: CHD2
Product: chromodomain helicase DNA binding protein 2
Exons: 42
Coding region: 7736-13225 (1829 amino acids)
Biological process (GO): regulation of transcription by RNA polymerase II; nucleosome organization
Cellular component (GO): nucleus; chromatin
Molecular function (GO): DNA binding; ATP-dependent chromatin remodeler activity; chromatin binding
Source: RefSeq, a predicted model, not a curated record